Venustampulla echinocandica is the source of this 894-nucleotide messenger RNA. RefSeq lists its product as uncharacterized. Bases 1 to 894 code for a protein of 297 amino acids. The record is from RefSeq and is a predicted model, not a curated record. NCBI's taxonomy places the organism in Eukaryota, Fungi, Ascomycota, Leotiomycetes, Helotiales, Pleuroascaceae. The transcript is spliced from 2 exons.
AUGUGUGCAGAAUCCGCAGCCAGUAGUGGAGGGUGUCGUGCAGCACUGACUGUGCAGUCUGUACUGCCAUCUGACAAUGGGCGAGGCACGAGGUACGAGAUUCCUCCUCAGGAGCUGCCAGUUGGCCGUUGCUUUUGGAUGGGCGUUUCGAGCUGGUGGAGAUGGUGUAACUGUGUUGGUCAUCCAAAGACAACGGUAGUUCUGGUGGUUGGAGUUCCUCGAUCUGAUGGCCGGACCGUGAAACGCGCCAUCCGAUUGAUUCGAUCCAAUUGCAGCGGCGCCGAACAGCGAAGCGCAACCUGGACUACUGGUGGAGGAGCUACCGGGUUCGCGAAUUCGAGAAGUUUUUGUUUGGAGGCCGACCCUAGACGCGCGCUGGAGGGCGAUGGAAGUCCAGCGGCUUCCCGUCCAGUGCUUCUCUUCGGAUUCCGAGAACGCUUCGGGGUCCAACAGGCUCAUAGGCUCAUAGCGCCUAUGCCCAACAAAGGUUACAAACCAAGACACAGUAGCCGCGAAUCGCCCGUCGCUGAGUCCGAGACUCCCAGGCCAACAAAAAGAUGUGCCCGGAGGCAACUGUUUGCACCCGGACUGAGACCUUCGCCCUUUCCCGGCCUGUUCGCUGCCGAUCUGUGCAAAGUCUCCUAUGGCCGCCAAACUGGGGGAGGCUUGAGUGGGGAAAACCGCACUUGCAGUCUUGCUCAGUUGCACCAGGGGCGGUACUCACGCCUAAGGAGGCCCAAAUCGGUCGAAUCGACAGGCAUCCAUUGGCGUUGCGGGCUCUUCAGUGCCUUCGCUCCUGGCUCCUUCGAGAAUCAAGACCUCAAGACCCUGGCGGCGACCACCGUACCUGCAGUAGCUCGACUCUUCCUCGGCCUCUCAGAGUCUAAGGCUUGA